CGUCGCGGCCUCCGUCAGACUGUUGAUGUUGUGGACUGAUCGGCCGGAGAACGGGAAGACGGAGACGCGUUUUGUUUUUGUUCAACUAAACCGUCGAAAAGGAGCCGAGUCGUCGCUUCUGUCGCCUGUUUCGGUUCGUUAAGAGCCUUAGCUCGGUGAUUAGAGCCGAACGGCCGGGCCGGAGGACGAACACACCGAAACAUUUGAUCCAGAAAGGGAGGACUCGUCACCCUCUGACCCCCUCCCUGCCUCCCUCACACGCUCACCACCAUGACAAUUCUCCCGAAGAAGAAGCCCAGCUCCGGGGUCGGCGUCUCGGACCACGCCGAUGACAGCGACCGUCGCAGCGGCUCCGACCCGCACCAGCACCCGCACCCGCAUGCGGGGCGGACCGGAGCUCGGCCGAGGGCUUCGCCUCCGCCGUGGUCCUACCAGCCCGCUCCGCCCUCCGCCAGGGACGACAGGCGGAGCAUCGAGGCGAGCUCCCGGCCGCAGCAGGCCUCUCCGCCGCCCGUCGGCUCCGUGUCUCCGGUAGGGCCGGGAGACGGUCGGGACAGCAGCGGCGGGAUGGUGGCCGGAUCCCGCGGGGAGCUCGUCGUGUCGGCCGGCGUCGUCGGCUGCGGCGGAGGCAUCGGCAGCUGCUGCUCCGGGCCCGGACUGAGCAAGAGACGGCGGCAGGCAGGCACCUGCUCCGGCGGGGUGGUGGCGGCUCUGGCCGGCGGAGGCCAGCCCGGGGUGACGGGGCCGGGAGGAGUGGGGUCCAGCCAGGACACGGAGGAAGGAGCCGGGAACAACAGCGAGGACGAGUACGAGAACGCCGCCCGGCUGCAGUCCAUGGACCCGGCUACCGUGGAACAGCAGGAGCACUGGUUUGAGAAAGCUCUGCGGGAGAAGAAAGGCUUCGUCAUCAAGAAGAUGAAGGAGGAUGGAGCGUGUCUGUUCAGAGCCGUGGCUGAUCAGGUGUAUGGAGAUCAAGAUAUGCAUGAAGUGGUCCGGAAACACUGUAUGGAUUACCUGAUGAAGAACGCCGACUAUUUCUCCAACUACGUGACAGAGGACUUCACCACAUACAUCAACAGGAAGAGGAAAAACAAUUGCCACGGCAACCACAUCGAGAUGCAGGCCAUGGCCGAGAUGUACAACAGACCGGUGGAGGUGUACCAGUACAGCACAGAGCCAAUCAACACGUUCCAUGGCAUCCACCAGAACAACGACGAGCCAAUCAGAGUGAGCUACCACCGCAACAUCCACUACAACUCGGUGGUGAACCCCAACAAGGCCACGAUCGGGGUCGGCCUGGGACUGCCUGCCUUCAAACCCGGGUACGCGGAGCAGUCUCUGAUGAAAUCGGCCAUCAAGACGUCGGAGGAGUCGUGGAUCGAGCAGCAGAUGUUGGAGGACAAGAAGAGAGCGACGGAUUGGGAGGCCACCAACGAGGCCAUCGAGGAGCAGGUGGCCCGGGAGUCCUACCUGCAGUGGCUGCAGGACCAGGAGAAACAGGCCCGACAGCCCCGUAAGGCCAGCGCCACCUGCAGCUCGGCGACGGCUGCAGCCUCCAGCGGACUGGAUGACUGGAGUGCCAGGUCGCCACGGCAACGAGACUCUGACCCCUCCUCCCACUCCGACCUCACGACUGCACCGUCAACCAACAACAACAACAAGCCCCCCUCCCCCGCCGGAGCCGCCCUCAUCCUGAGCAAACCCCCCUCCCCCUGCGCGCCAGGUCCCAGUAAUCAGAGUCGUCAUCAUUUGGAGUACAGAGCCAUCAUGCAGGAGAUGUCACCUACAGCAUUUGGUCUGACAGACUGGGAGGACGAUGAGAUCCUGGCGUCGGUGCUGGCCGUCUCUCAGCAGGAGUACCUGGACAGCAUGAAACACCAGAGCGCCGCCAUGCAUCGAGAGAGAGAGCCGUCACCUGACAGCAGCUGAUAACCGGCCGACACGCCACAACGCACACACACACACACCGACACAACCACGACCUUUGACCUCCCCCUCUGCCAUGCUGACCCCUCCGCCCUCCCACCUCUGACCCACAGAAGGAGAUCGACCAGGGAAAAAAUAAAACAUCCAACAAAGAAAUGCACACUCGUUUUUUUUUUUUCUCCAACUCAUCUGCUCAUAUCUCUCUCCGUUCUGUCGUCUCCUCUUCCCUCUUUCCCUCCCUUAUUUCCUCCCUCCCUCUCCCCCAUAACACCCUGCUUCCAGCCAAUCGUGAUCCAAACAACCCCCACUUUUCAUUUUCCAGAGGGAGCUCGGUCUUACUGCUGAUUUGGGAUCAGUUCUGACAUUUAAACAUCAGAUUUGGCAGCUUUCAACUUCAUCUGUUUCAAUUUUUAUCUUUUGCUUCGUUCUCAGAAUCGCACUGAUGAUUCUGUUUGUAGUGGGAUAUUAGCUCUGCGGCUAACAGGGCCAUUUGUUUGAAUUAGAAAUGCUAAUCAGAACUGAAAAGAUGACAGGUGCUGUACAUCAGUGUUCUGAGUGCUAAGUUAGCAUUAAGUCUAAUUCCUGCUAACACCACCAACAAGCCACACUGUUGUUAGCUCAAUUACAGAUAGCAAAAUUUUUCUCUCGUAGCGCCCACAGGCAGCCAUUUUGUGUGAGGAAUGCUAAUCCCAUUAAUCAGAAGUGAAAAAGACGACCUCUCUAAAGACACUGCGAACUAUCACCUGAUGUCUUACUGUGUUAAAAACUAGUUUCUCCUCACAUAGCUAACGCACUGCGCUGUUGGUAGCUGGCUGUGUAUAACUAUAUUUUUUCUCGCUCAUUUCUGCUCAAUUUGUGUGAGGAAUCAAAAUUCAAAAAUGUGUAUCCUAAAAGCUUAUUAGUGUCCUUUAGGCUAAGUUAACAUGCUCUUUAGUAAGCAAACAAUCACCCAAAGUCUUACUGUGUUAAAAAGUUAGUCCCAGCCAACAUCACAUAUGGCUAGCUUAGCUGCCUAUCGUGAAUUUUUUCCUGCUUGUUCUCACUCACGUAGUUCUCACUAGCAGCCAUUUUUGUGGGAAAUAAAGGACUACAAAUGUCGACUAAACCUCCUGUAAUAAUGUCCUGUAGGCUACAUUAGCAUGGUCUUUAGCAAGCUAGCUUUUACCUGAAAUCUUGCUGUGUGUAACUCCUGCUAAUGUAGCCUGUAGCUCAUCAUGUAAUGAUUACACGCACAAAAUGGCUGCUAGUCGGAGUUACGAGAGGAGUGAGAAUUAGCGGGAAAAGAUUUUGCUAUUGACAGUUAACAGCAUCACAGCUUGUUAGCAUUUUAUUUUUUAACUUAGUCUACGGCAUUCACAGUGUUACAAAUGGUUACUUAGUGGGCGAUAGCAAAAUUAUUCACGCUCAUUCUUACUCCUCUUACUCCAUUUUGUGAGAAAUGCUAUAACUGGAAAAAAAACUGACCAGCCUGUGGCGUAUAGCCUCUGUUAGCAUGCUCUUUAGCGAGCAGGCUAUCACCUCAAGUCUUAUUAUGUUUUUAAACUGGCUCCUGCGAUUUCCAGGUUUCUUCAGUUAGCUUAGCCAUCAAUAGCAAAAUCAUUUCCCCAUCAUUAUCACAGCUCCACUGGCAGCCAUGUUGUGUGACCAACACACAUUUGUUGUCUGAGAAGUAAAACAGCCAGCAGUGAUUUCACAGUCUGUAACACCUCCUCCCUCUUUCUCCUUCUUGUCUUCCUCCUCCUCUUCCUCCUCCUUCAUCAUCGUCAUCAUCAUCAUCAUCAUCAUUGGACUUAUUUAGCUGCAUGUUUAAUUGACCACGACCAAUAUCAUCAUAGAGAAAAAGCGACAAAUAAAAAAAGGAGAGAAAAAAAUAGAGAAUUGUCAUACUUAUCCCCUUAAUGAUUGAUUACUAUUGUUGUUAUUAUUAAUAAUAUAAGUUUGUUUUAUUUUAUUUUCUCAUUUGGGAUGAAAAGACCUUUUUUUUCUUGGAAUAAAAAGAGGAAAAUGUUUCUGAAAAAAAA
Molecule: messenger RNA, 3947 nt
Organism: Lates calcarifer (barramundi perch)
Lineage: Eukaryota; Metazoa; Chordata; Actinopteri; Centropomidae
Gene: otud5a
Product: OTU deubiquitinase 5a
Exons: 9
Coding region: 271-1929 (552 amino acids)
Biological process (GO): protein deubiquitination
Molecular function (GO): K63-linked deubiquitinase activity; cysteine-type deubiquitinase activity
Source: RefSeq, a predicted model, not a curated record